ACUCCCAGCCGGGUGUGUACCGUGGAGUGCCGCGGAACUCUGGCGGAGUGCCGCGGGUGGCUGGUACGCUGAGUGCCGCGGGGCGCUAGUGGAGUGUCGGGCUGUGAGAGCUGGUGUGGCAGAGUGUCGGGCCUUGCGGUCUGGAACAGCGGAGUGCGUUGGUGCCGAGUGCCGGAGUGCGUGCACUGACGGUUCGACACAGACGGGAUGGCCGACUGCACCACCUGCUCAUCGGAGUGCGGCUGCCAGUGCUCGCAGUGCGACCGGCACGAGCUGCAGCUGCACCGCGAGAUCGAGGCUCUGAAGCAGCGCGUCAUCGAGCGCGACUUCCACAUCCUGCGGCUGGAGACGAACGUACUGCGCGAGGCCGAGCGGUACCCGCACGGAGAGGUCGGGGAGCUGCGCAGCCAGCUGGGACAGUGGCAGGACAAAUAUGACCGACUGCUGGAGGCGCACAAGAAACUGCAGCGGGUCAACCAGAAUCUGGAGGACAAGCUGCUGCGCAUCGUCGACAAAUACGAGACGGACAAGGCGGCGCUGAGCCAGGACGUGGCCAACCUGACCACGCACCUGGUCUCGGCGAGAACCGAGCUCAACAGGCACAGAGACCUCAGUGAGCGGUACCGCAGUGACCUCCACCUGGCCAUCCAGCUGCUCCAGUGCAAGCCGUCCACCUUCAUCUCUCGGCGAUUGGAGACGCUGCCGGUCGAUCUCCAGCAGAAGGUGAAGUCCUGCCUGAACAGCCACCAGAAGGAGCAGCAGCAGCGCAAGCCGGACUUCAAGGUGAUCCGGGUGCCCAUCUCGACGUUUCCGCCCACGGCCAUGGUCUACGCCGUCGAUAAGGCGGGCGAAGCGGAGCCGCCGCCGGAGCCGGACGUGGCCGAGGACGAGCGCGUCUCGGCGGCCAUCCUGGCGCGCGUGCUGGAGGAGCGUGAGCGCGAACGGUCGGCCGGCUGCUCGUGCGGCGCCGGCGGGCUCGGGCCGCGGCUGGUGGACGUCUCCUGUCAGACGCAGCCGACCCACAUCGGUGACCGGGACGCCGUGUGCCAGCCGUUCGUGUUCGAGCCGGGCGGCCGGCGCGGCGGCGGCGCCGAUCCCGAGCCGGCCGCGCUGCGCCAGACGGUGGUCAUCGGCCGACCGCGGCCGGCGCGGCCUGUCAGCGGCGAGCCGGCGCCGUGGUGGCCCGCCGCCGAGCCCGCCGCCGACCCGGCCGUCUGGGACAACAACUUCGACUUCAGCCCGCCGCGCAGCCGCGCCGAGUCGCACCGCACCGAGUCGGUCAGCUCGUCCGAGUCCAUGUCGGCAGCGUCAGCCGGCGCCCUGUCGGCGGCCGCCCUGCGCAUGGAGACCCGGAUCUAGCCCCGGGGACGGACCGGCCGGUCCGGGCCGGCGCUCUCACAACGAACCCGCUCCGGGACUGGGACUCGGUACCGCGCCGUGUGAACUCUGGUGUGAAAGCUGCCCAGACCUCCGCGGCACCGCUCCCACCCGUGCCGUCACUGGUGAGUAGUGAUGACGUCAGUGACGUGCCAGCAGGGCCGGGCCGGUAUCACGUCAGUACCUGAGACUGUCGCCGGCUGCGCUCCGUUUCAGGAGUGGUCCGCUCAGUGUAGGCGUCUGGCCGGGCCGGGGGGCCUCAGCGCCGACCGCGCCCCUUCACCAGUGUGUGGUUUGACGCUUAGGGUCACAGCUCGUUUGAUGCCCAGGGUCACAGCCCGCCACCCGCCGCCUGCUUCCUCUGACGGUGUCGUGGCCUGACGUGCACCGUUUGAGCACGGCUGGGGGCAGUUACUGACAGAGAGGCAGAGUUUCUGGCAGUCCUAGGAGGGGUCCUGGUGCGGCUGCAGGCGGGGAAUAGAACCCAUAGGUGCUGCGGCGUGGUGCGCUGCCUGGCGAGAAUAUGCUCUUUGGUGAGCCGACAUUCCUAAGGAUCACUGCGAAAUGUGUGUAUUUUCGGUCUGGAAUGGUUCCUGUGCUGCCUGCCUAGCAUAAUUGCCUGACGUCCUCAUGACUGACAUCGCUGGUGUUUUGCCUGUACGAACUGCAAGAUGCUGUUUUCCUGUCGGGCUAGCUGAGACAUUAGACAUAUCUUGCAGUUUGUGUCACAAAAUGUGAACUUGGUGCGCCAGAUUUCACAUGAGCUUGUGAGCGGUGUGUCCGCUGCUUUAGUUUUCAGCCGAGUAUGUAACUUAGUUCCCUAUUUGACGUGGGCCCGAGUUCAGGCCCAGUCAUGGAGAGGGCGACCUCAACUCUCGCCCGGACCCCGUAUCGUGAUCUGUGACUGUCGCCUCUCCGAGUCGCGGCCGGACGAGCGGCCUAAUGACGGAACUGAGCCAGUCCGUACCUCUAGAUCUAGACCGACCGUACGACCCUCCCUUCCUCCCUGUUAGGAGGCAGGCUAAGGCCAGAGUCAGCGACUGGGACAGGGUUCCGCGCCGACGGAGUACCUCGUUUGGUGUUUUUUCUCCCGGGUGGCUGCAAUUGCUGAGUUUGUGCGCUGUGACGCCGCACGGCUCGGGCGGCUCAGUUGUAGUUGUGCCUAUUUAUUGCGCCCGGCCGGCCGCGCUCGGGUGUUCCAGGGAGCCGUUUAUUUUGUUGAAUUGCUCUGGCGCCGCGUGGGGCCCGUCUGAACGGAUAUGUCGUGCCAACGCGCCGGUAUAGAGUGUGUAUUGUGUCGUAAACAGCGCUGACCAUUACAUCCUAUCAUGGACACACGAUCACGGAUAUGUUGAAAUACAUAUGAACUGCACAUU
Molecule: messenger RNA, 2753 nt
Organism: Amphibalanus amphitrite
Lineage: Eukaryota; Metazoa; Arthropoda; Thecostraca; Balanomorpha; Balanidae
Product: tight junction-associated protein 1-like
Exons: 6
Coding region: 208-1359 (383 amino acids)
Source: RefSeq, a predicted model, not a curated record